CAUCGCUCCUUCUACUGCAGCGCCUUCGCCGAGCGGACUGGCUCGCGGCUCUCAUCCGAGUCCUAAGUGCACCCAGUCGGAUCUAUUAAACGACCAGCGCCGGCUCCCCGGAAGCUCUCAGCUCGUACCCAAAUGCAAGCUAUUAAAUGCGUGGUGGUCGGCGACGGGGCUGUGGGUAAGACCUGUCUGCUGAUAAGCUACACCACCAAUGCAUUCCCAGGGGAAUACAUCCCCACUGUCUUUGACAACUAUUCUGCCAAUGUGAUGGUGGAUGGGAAACCGGUCAACCUGGGCCUUUGGGACACAGCCGGCCAGGAGGACUACGAUAGGCUCAGACCAUUAUCAUACCCACAGACGGAUGUGUUCUUGAUAUGCUUCUCCCUGGUCAGUCCGGCUUCCUUUGAGAACGUCCGAGCUAAGUGGUACCCUGAAGUGAGACACCAUUGCCCCAACACACCCAUCAUCCUGGUGGGCACCAAGCUAGAUCUGCGAGAUGACAAGGACACCAUCGAGAGGCUGCGGGACAAGAAGCUCUCCCCCAUCACGUACCCACAGGGUCUGGCCAUGGCAAGAGAGAUUGGGGCUGUAAAGUACCUGGAGUGUUCCGCCCUGACCCAGCGAGGCCUGAAGACGGUGUUUGACGAGGCCAUCCGAGCCGUGCUCUGCCCUCCGCCCGUGAAGAAGAGGGGAAAGAGGUGCACGAUGUUCUGAGAGGAGGAAAAUACUGCGAAGACAUGUCACUGCGAGUCAUUAAACAAGUACCACUACAUCUCUUAGAGGAUGAAGAGUGAAGUGAAGUGCGCACUGCUUCGAUUGCUUUGUUUAUAUUGAUGUUUUUUCAACGCGAUAUUGGUGCAAGGACCAAUAUUUAUCUGAUUGUGUUAUCAUUACUGAAUAAGAUUAAAAAAAAAAUUUAAAAAAACAUUGACUGUCUACCUACAGUACUUUGUACUCAUAGAACCACACCGAGUUCCGAUGAGGGCUAACAAAAGGUUUCUAUUACUCAUCUUACACCGCUACGUCCUGUCUUUCUUAGUCCCGCUUGCUUGAGUGAAUGCCGUUUUGACUGAUAGAAAGUGAACCGUGAACGUGUUAAGGAUAGCGAGUACGUUUUUAGUUUCUUUCGAGGGACUACUUGGCAAUUUAGCCGUCGGUAAAAACUAGUCAUGGAAUUACGAUUUAUUAGAAAUUUAGUCUGUAAAUAUUUUUCCUGCUAGAAUAAUUGAAUUCUAUUUAUUGAGAGUAUUAAUUGACAUGAAAUACACUCCUAGAGAUGCAAUCGACUCUUUUAUCAUGAAAUGAUGAUGGGAAGUUAUGGUUUCUUGGCCAGAAAAAUGUGUCAAAACUGUCAGUUGCUAUUCAUCCAAUUCAUUGCGUAUUUUAAUUUAAUUUCAUCUCAUAGUCUAGAAGUUUCAAGUAUGUACUUAAAUGAAGACGCGUGACCAAGCCCGGUUUUAAAAUAUAUUGUUACAACUGGAAAUUUGUGACUGCGAACGAGUUCUGUUCCUACGCUGGCGACGUAACCCGAAUUUUCGCGUGAGUCGGAAUUAACCUUUAAGUACUCUUAAAUGCCCCCUAAAUGUUAAAAUAACUACCGUAAUUUUCGGACUUUAAGCCGCCACUUUUUUCCUUCAUUUUGAAUCCUGCAGUUUAUAGGCCAGUGCGGUUUAUUUGUUGAUUUAUUGGGGUUAAUAGGUAACACUCUAUUUGACAGCGGCGUCUUAAGACUGUCAUAAGAGCGUCAUAAUUAUGACAUGACACUAUCAUGGGCAUUAUUGAAUGCUUAUGACAGAUGUCAUUAAUUGUCACUACAUUUAUGUCCAUCUUGGAUCUUUUAAAUCCAUUCAAAAGUAACACGGAUAACACUAAACAAAUGUGUUAUAAGCACUCAUUAAUGCUCAUGACAGUGUCAUGUCAGAAUUAUGAUUGUCUUAUGACAGUCUUAUGGCGCCAAUGUCAAAUAAAGUGUUACCAAAUACCAUAACUAGCAAUUAAUGAAACAACUGGAACAGUAACUGAAGAAAUAAUUAGCACAGAAUAUGAAUUUUGAUUGUUAUUUAGAUCUGUACCACUGCAAUGCAUGUUAGGAGGCAUGUGGGACGACAACAGUGUUGACAGCAGGUGGGAGCAGAGGUUGACUGCCUCCCCCAAAGGAGCAGUGAUGGCCAAAUGAAGCUUAUUGAAGCAAUGAAGCUUUGCAGCCAAUUGGUUCAAAGCUUCAUGGUUGUUCAUUUGGUCUUAUGACAGUCUUAUGAUGCCACAGUCAAAUAAAGUGUUCCCGGUUAAUAUCUUUUGGUGUAAAUAUCCAGUAAAGCAGUGAGGACAGCUGCCAUUUAUAGUCCAGUGCAGCUUAUCUCUGAACAAAUUUUAUAGUCAAGUUUGGUGGAUGACGGCUUAGUCAAGUGCGCCUUACAGUCCGAAAAUUUGGGUAAUCAAGUAGUUGUUGCAGCCUUAUUAAGAGGCUGGUUUAGACAGUAAGAUGUUGUAAAAUGGCAAAAAUGUGAAUUGUUUAGUAAAAGCAGAUUUUUGUUCAAGUCCUACUUUGACUUAACAAAAAUAUAAUGAAGAAAUGUGAUAAUAUCUGCACCUGAUGGGUUAUACAGUGGUAUGAAAAAGUAUCUGAACCUUUCGGAAUUUCUCACAUUUCUGGAUAAAAUCACGAUCAAAUGUGAUCUGAUCUUUGUCAAAAUCACACAGAUGAAAAAACUGCUUUAACUAAAACCUCCCAUUUAUAGGUUUUCAUUAUUUAAUGAGGUUAGUAUGCAAACAAUGACAGAAAGGGGAAAAAUAUGUGAACCAUCACAUUUAAUAUUUUGUGCACCCCCCCUUUGGCAGCAAUAACCUCAACCAGAUGCUUCCUGUAGCUGCAGAUCAGUCCGACACAUCAAUCAGGACUAAUCUUCUCGAAGAAAAAAAAAACAGUCAGAUUCCUGGGAUGUCUGACAUGAAUCGCUGUCUUAAAGUCAUGCCACUGCAUCUCAAUGGGGUUCAAGUCUGGACUUUGACUUGGCCACUCCAGAACUUGUAUUUUGUUCUUCUGAAACCAUUCUGAAGUUAAUUUACUUCUGUGUUUUGGAUCCUUAUCUGGUUGCAGCAUCCAUCCUCUUUUUAGCUUCAACUGUCUGACAGAUGGCCUCAGGUUUUCCUGCAAAACAUCCAGAUAAACUUUUGAAUUCAUUCUUCCAUUAAUGAUUGCAAGUUGUCCAGGCCCCGAGGAAACAAAACAGCCCCAAAUCAUGAUGCUCCCUCCACCAUGCUUCACUGUGGGGAUGCGGUAUUGAUGUUGGUGAGCUGUUCCAUUUUUCCUCCACACAUGACGUUGUGUGUUACUCCCAAACAAUUCAACUUUGGUUUCAUCAGUCCACAAAAUAUUUUGCCAAAACUUCUGUGGAGUGCCCAAGUGCCUUUUUGUGAACAUUAAACAAGCAACAAUGUUUUUUUAGACAUGAGUGGCUUCCUCCGUGGAGUCCUCCCAUGAACACCAUUCUUGGGCAUUGCUUUACAUAUAGUUCAUGUGUGCAAAGAGAUAUUGGACUGUGCCAGUGAUUUCUGUAGGUCUUUAGCAGACACGCUAGAGUUCUUUUUUACCACUUGGAGUAUUCUGCGCUGAACUCUUGGCCUCAUGUUAAUAGACAUUUUCUCCCUCGGACAUGGUUGAUGACCAGCUUGCAUGGAUUUAGCUGAAACUGGACUGGAACCGCGUCCCUCGAUUCAAAUAAGAAGUUUCAAAAGAAGCAACAGUGCCAAACUCUCUCCAUUUGUAGACAACUUCGCUGACUGUCGAUUGAUGGACAUCCAUACUUUUAGAGAUGGUUUUGUAUCCUUUCCCAGCUUUAUACAAAUCAGCAAUCCUUGAUCGCAGGUCUUCAGACAGCUCUUUUGACCGAGCCAUGAUGCACAUCAGGCAACACUUCUCAUUGAGACAAUUCUUACCAGGUGUGUGUUUUAUAGUGAGCAGGGCAGCUUUAAACCACUCAUCAGUAAUUGGGCACACACCUGACUUACAUUGUCUGGUAAAAUUGGUUUCAUUUGCUCUUUAAGUCUUGUUCGGGAGAGGGUUUACUUACUUAUUUUUACCCCGUUCUGUCACUGUUUGCAUGCUAUCCUCAUUAAAAUAGGAAAACCUAUAAAUGUUGGUGAGGUUUUAGUUAAAGCAGCAACUGUUUUUACAUCUGUGUGAUUUUGACAAAGAUCAGAUCACAUUUGAUGGUGAGUUUAUGCAAAAAUGUGAGAAAUUCCUAAAGGUUCAGAUACUUUUCAUACAACUGCAGGUUAUAAUUUCAAGAAAUUAGACAAGUUUAAGGUGAAGAAAGUCCGAAACGAUUAUUUUGUUGUCAAAAUAGGUGUCGAUUAAUUAGCUCAUCGAUUAGUUGUCGAUUAAUCGAUUAAUUGUUGCACCUCUAAUUUGAUGGUUUCUCAAAAGACUGUGACUAUUAUCAGACUGCUUGCAUGAGUUGUAUAACAAUUUGGCAAAUGUGUUGAUCCAGAGAUCGAUAAACAACCUUCUUGUUAUGAGUACUCACACAUUUAAAAAAUGAUGAAAUAUCAAAAAUAUUUCAAUUGUGCUGUGCUCCAUUUGGAAUCAAUUAGAGUUGUUUGAUUGAUUAAAAAGAAUAUGAUCAUGUCAAAACAUUAAAAAACGCACUGUUGUGAGUUUAAAUGACAUUUUAUUAAUCAAGAUGCAUUUUGUUACGAAAAAAGUUGCAAAAAUUAAACUUUUGAUUUGUUGUUUUGUUUUGUUUUGUCAAACACCCUCUGAUCUUACUCGAGCGUUUGAGUAACUUCAUCCUUACUGUGAACAUGUGAAAAACCUUGCUGCCUCUGAGGGUGGAGGAGUUUGCAUGGGUCUUAAAAUAUUCCGUUAUUGUUUUGAUGUCGUCUGUGUGUGCGCGUGCGUGCAAGAACAUUGCUCGACAGUUUGGAGAAGUGCAUGAAAGACUUUUUUUUUUUAGUGUCAAGUUUUUGGUACAAUUUCAUAUUGUAUUGCAGUAAUAAACACGGCUGUCGAAAGGAACUAUCGUCAAAUGAUGUACAGGCUGAAUGCUUUACCAAUAUAACUGAAUAUUUAGCUCUUAUCACUAUAGGCAAAGUGAUUCACGUUGAAGUGUUGCUACCAUUGUAAAAUAAAGGGGCUGAUUUUUGGUUGGGUUUAGUUGCCAGUGAUUUUUUUUUUUUAAAUGCACCUUUUAUGAAGUGUAAUAAUGCAUUUCUGUACGGGUGCAGGGCUGUGGGGCGAGAUAUAUCACUCCCACCCACCUUGUUAUACUGUAAUUUGCUGGCGUAGCAGAUGGUGUGGUCGUCCUGCCUUGUUUAGGUGUCAAAGUUAGGCUGAAAAAUGCAGCGCCAAUUCUGAAACUACUACUGCAUGGAAGUUCUCUGGUUAUUUGACACAAUGUAAUCCUUAGGAGAGGUUGAAACGCUUUGGCCAUGUAUGUACGUAAUGUAAGAUGAAUUGUAUACUUGUUCCAACUGUGUCUCAUUUUUAAAAAUUUUAUUACUUCACAUCUGUGUGGUUAAAUAUUUCAAUUUUUUGGAAUACCAAAUACAAAUGUAUAUGUACGCCAACUUGUUGUCCUGAUUUAUUCGGCACACGAGACAUUACAUGUAAAAAAUUUUAAAAAAUAAAAAAGUCAUUCAAGAAAAUGGAAUAAAAGUACCUGGAUAUGGACACUUUAGUAGCGUGAUGAUUAAAUUAUCCGAAAGGAAUGGACAUUUAAGCUAAUUGAAAUUUUAAAAGAUAAAAGCCUUAUCUCUGUAAUGUUGUGAUUUCUCAUUUAAACUGGCAGGUAGUUUGUGUUGGAGUGUCUUGCCCAUGCAAGGACACAAGAUAGUGGGCAGUUGAAGUUGGGAUUCAAAGGUGUAAAAUCAUUGUUUAGGACCUUCUGCCAUCUGGUACUGUGGCCCUGAAGUACAAAACA
Molecule: messenger RNA, 5918 nt
Organism: Corythoichthys intestinalis (scribbled pipefish)
Lineage: Eukaryota; Metazoa; Chordata; Actinopteri; Syngnathiformes; Syngnathidae
Gene: rac3b
Product: Rac family small GTPase 3b
Exons: 6
Coding region: 133-711 (192 amino acids)
Biological process (GO): engulfment of apoptotic cell; cortical cytoskeleton organization; motor neuron axon guidance
Cellular component (GO): cytoplasmic vesicle; neuron projection; cytoskeleton
Molecular function (GO): protein kinase binding; GTP binding; GTPase activity
Source: RefSeq, a predicted model, not a curated record